GUGUGUGUGCUGCCUUACAUUACUGGGCAACUGGACAGCAUCAUGAUGAAGAGAAACAGGAGCGAGAGAGAAGGGGUUGGGUUGGAGCAAAAACAAAUCUGGACAGCAGUUUGAUGGAAAGCAGCUCUGAAACGGAACUGAAGAUGAUUGUUUGGAUUAAUUUUGCUGCAGUAGUCUUAAGUAAACAGGAAAUAAGAGUCAUGAGAAGCUAGUGGGAGCGUCAAAGUCCUGAGGAUUCAGGUUGCCGUCUCAGGAUGACCGUCACUUAUUCCAGUAAAGUAGCCAACGCCACCUUCCUGAGUUUCCACCGGCUGCUGCUGCGCUGGAAGGGGAGCAUCUACAAGCUGCUGUACCGGGAGUUCAUCCUGUUUGCUCUGCUCUACACCGUCCUCAGCCUCGUUUACAGACUCGUCCUCUCAGAGCAGCAGAAGAGAUUAUUUGAGAAACUUUCCAUUUACUGCGACAGAUACGCCGAGCAGAUCCCCGUCACCUUCGUCCUGGGUUUUUAUGUCACUUUGGUGGUAAAUCGAUGGUGGAAUCAGUUCGUUAAUCUUCCCUGGACAGACAGACUCAUGUUCCUCAUCUCCAGUUGUGUUCACGGUAAAGAUGAAUACGGACGCCUUCUCCGACGGACGCUGGUUCGCUACAUCAACCUGACAUCGCUGCUCAUCUUCCGCUCCGUCAGUACGGCCGUCUGCAAGCGAUUCCCAACCAUCGAUCAUGUGGUUGAGGCAGGUUUCAUGACUCCUGAGGAGAGGAAGGUGUUUGAGAACGUCCGUUCUCCUCACCUGAAGUACUGGAUACCUGUUGUCUGGUUCUCCAACCUGGCAUCUAAAGCCCGGCAGGAAGGACGCAUCCAAGACAGCAUCGACCUGCAGAAUAUUCUGAACGAGAUGAAUCUGUUCAGGACGUGGUGUGCGACUCUUUUCGGCUAUGACUGGGUCGGCGUCCCGCUGGUUUAUACGCAGGUCGUCACUCUUGCUGUCUACACCUUCUUCUUCGCCUGUCUAAUUGGUCGGCAGUUCCUCGACCCUACUCAGGGUCACCCCGGCCACGACCUCGACCUUUACGUCCCCAUCUUCACCCUGCUGCAGUUUUUUUUCUACUGUGGCUGGCUUAAGGUAGCAGAGCAACUGAUUAACCCAUUUGGAGAAGAUGAUGAUGACUUCGAGGCCAACUGGAUCAUCGACAGAAACCUUCAGGUGUCUCUGCUGGCGGUGGACGAAAUGCACAUGAACCUUCCUCACAUGACCAAAGACGUUUACUGGAACGACAGCGACGCUCGUCCGCCGUACACUCUGGCUGCUGCAGAUUACUGCAUCCCCUCUUUCCUCGGCUCCACCACCGACAUGGGACUUUCUGACAUCCUGCAGCUUGAUGAAUGUGAGGUUUCAGACUGUCGACCGCAGCAGCAGGAGCCUCUGCUGACUCGACGACAAGAGUCGGUUCUGGGUCGAGUCCGACGCUUGCUCAGUGUUCAGGAACCUCCUGACCUCCGACAUCCUCGACCCAUCUUCAAGCGGCACAGCAGCGACGCAACUAGCAGCUUCUUCCUGGACUUCAGGGGGAACGCAGGCUCGGCGGACAUGGUUCCACCCUGUUCCUUAGCCAUCCCUCCAUCGUCUCUGGACACCCUGUCCACCUUAAGGGAGGUCAACAGCAACCCGCCGUCACCUGAGAGUUCAUCCUCAGUUGUUUUCCCACGGCUGGUUGUCAGCCCGCCAUUGUUCUCUGAUGCCUGUCACAAUGGGGACUCUUUUGGGAAACAUCAGAACGGUCUGGAUCACUCCCCAACUGAGGAACAACCAAACGUGGAAACUACAAGUAUUUCUAGGACCGACUCCAUUUGUUGUUCCCCAACUCAACUUGGACCGAAGGAGUUCCGCUGGACGACGGUCACCGUGAAGAACCGGCCGCCAACCAGGCCGCGGGGCCGGCAGUUCUCCCUGCAGUUCUCCCGGCAGAGCUCCAAGGCGUCGAUCCGCAGCCUGCCGAGUCCCAAAGGCCUGGGGCGCCGGAGAAGAGGCCUGGGUCGGCAUCAGUCCCGCAGAUCGCCCAGUCCGACUGCCAACACGCUCCAACUGCCAGAACCGGAUUACGACGGCGAGUUCCAGGGAACAGUGGGGAACGAGGACGAUGAGGAGGAAACGGACCAGAACGACGAGUUCAAAGACGCAAAAUCUCAGCCGUAAAGUUUG
Messenger RNA from Xiphophorus maculatus (southern platyfish), 2198 nucleotides. RefSeq names its product bestrophin 3 (gene best3). The transcript is spliced from 13 exons. NCBI's taxonomy places the organism in Eukaryota, Metazoa, Chordata, Actinopteri, Cyprinodontiformes, Poeciliidae. Gene Ontology annotation, molecular function: chloride channel activity. The record is from RefSeq and is a predicted model, not a curated record. The coding region runs from base 255 to 2192 and encodes 645 amino acids.